Molecule: messenger RNA, 801 nt
Organism: Dioscorea cayenensis subsp. rotundata (Guinea yam)
Lineage: Eukaryota; Viridiplantae; Streptophyta; Magnoliopsida; Dioscoreales; Dioscoreaceae
Product: putative pentatricopeptide repeat-containing protein At2g01510
Exons: 1
Coding region: 1-801 (266 amino acids)
Biological process (GO): RNA modification
Cellular component (GO): intracellular membrane-bounded organelle
Molecular function (GO): protein binding; RNA binding
Source: RefSeq, a predicted model, not a curated record
AUGAAGACCUCUUCGAAGUUGCUCGCCAGAAUGCUUCUCAAGAACACCUUCACCGCAAACCGGACGACCUCCGGAUGCACCAAGUUCGGCGAGCUUGAUGAAGCCCGGAAGCUGUUUGUUCUCACCACCGAGCGCACUAAGGUCACCUGGACGAUCAUGAUCGGCGCAUUCUCGCAGUUGGGUUGUUCCAAGGAGGCGUUCGAGCUUUUCAAUGAUCCUCACGCUUCACGUUUGGUGAACCAAAUUCAUGUUCAUGUUGCAAAAUCUGGUUUUGGGAGCACACUGUUAGUAUGCAACACCUUGGUGGAUUCUUAUUCCAAGUGUGGCCUCAUCGAUGUUGCUCGAUGCCUUUUCGAUGAAAUGCCGGAGAGGGACACAGUGACAUACAAUGCCUUGUUGAUGGGUUAUUCUAAAGAAGGAUUCCACGGUGAUGCUAUGAAGCUCUUCAUGGAGAUGAGGAACUUGGAGUUGAAGCCCUCUCAGUUCACUUUCUCUGGAGUUUUAACUGCCGGAACAAGGCUCGAGGAUCUUCGGUUUGGGCAGCAGGUUCACAGUCUCAUCAUCAAAUCAGACUUUUAUUGGCAUGUGUUUAUUACCAAUUCAUUAUUGGAUUUCUACUGGGAAUGCAGGUGCAUAAGCGGAGCUACAAAGUUGUUCGAUGAAAUGGUGGAGAGGGAUAAUGUUUCUUAUAAUGUGAUGGUCUCUGGGUAUGCAUGGGCUGGGAGGACUAAAGAGUUUGGGAAACAGUUCCCUUUUGCUAGCAUGUUGAGUAUCACGGGUGCCUUGUCGGAUGAUAGAUGA